GAUAAAAAUAAUAAAUAUGAGUGGUGCCGGCUAAGGCGGCAUUUUCCUUUCCUUUCUCAGCGAGAGUGCGACUCAUACUCAACAACGUCUUCUUCAACACCUAAGAUUUUGUGCUAGAAAAAGAGAAAGAGGAUAAUGAGUGGAGAAGGAAAGGUGGUGUGUGUGACAGGUGCUUCUGGUUAUAUCGCUUCAUGGAUUGUCAAGUUCCUCCUCCAACGUCGUUACACCGUCAGAGCCACUGUUCGUGACUUGGCAGGUAAUCCCAAAAAGGUUGACCACUUGAUUAAACUUGAUGGUGCAAAGGAGAGGUUGCAACUUUUUAAGGCUGAUCUUUUGGAACAAGGCAGUCUUGACUCUGCUAUUGAAGGAUGUGAUGGUGUGUUUCAUACUGCUUCACCUGUUCGUUUUGUCGUAGACGACCCACAGGCUGAGUUGAUUGAUCCGGCGGUGAAGGGAACUCUUAAUGUUCUUAAAUCAUGUGCCAAAUCACCAUCUGUGAAACGAGUUGUGUUUACUUCUUCUGUUGCUGCAGUUGCAUUAAACACAAGGCCGAAGAAUGCCGAAGUUAUAGUUGAUGAGACAUGGUUUUCAGAUCCAGAUUUCUGUAGGGAAUCACAGUUAUGGUACACACUUUCAAAGACAUUGGCUGAGGCUGCUGCAUGGGAAUUUGCAAAUGAAAACAAUAUUGACAUGGUUGUUAUCAACCCAACAAUGGUUGCAGGACCUCUCUUGCAACCCGAGGUUAACGAAAGUGUUCAACCAAUUCUAAACCUAAUCAAUGGUAUAGCUUUUCCAAAUUAUGCUUUUGGAUGGGUGAAUGUGAAAGAUGUUGCGAAAGCCCAUAUUCACGCAUAUGAGAUUGCUUCAGCUAGUGGAAGAUAUUGUUUGUCUGAGAGAAUGAUACACUGCUCAGAACUUGCUAAGAUUCUACGUGAUCUGUAUCCAACAUUACAAAUUUCAGACAAGUGUGAGAAUGAAGAGACAUAUAUGACAACGUAUCAGAUUUCCAAAGAAAAAGCUAAAAUCUUGGGAAUCGAGUUUACUCCUUUGGAAGUCAGCCUCAAGGAGACUGUGGAAAGCUUCAGGGAGAAAAAAAUUGUCGACUUUUAAUCAGUCUCAACAUCCCACUUAAUCAAUGAAGAAAUGAAAAGAUGUUAGUGUCAUUUGAUCUAUGAUGUGGAAGUGAAUCCCAUCUAGCAGAAUAACACUUAUGAUUGUUGUUGCUGAAUAGAAGUUUGUUGUUGUUGGAUAAAAGUUCACUUUUGUAUUAUUAUAAAUUCUGUUAUAAGAAAAAUUUGUUAUUUA
This is a messenger RNA of Vicia villosa (hairy vetch), 1305 nucleotides long. Its product is annotated as cinnamoyl-CoA reductase CAD2-like. The record is from RefSeq and is a predicted model, not a curated record. The transcript is spliced from 7 exons. Gene Ontology annotation, molecular function: oxidoreductase activity, acting on the CH-OH group of donors, NAD or NADP as acceptor. Bases 136 to 1110 code for a protein of 324 amino acids. Lineage: Eukaryota; Viridiplantae; Streptophyta; Magnoliopsida; Fabales; Fabaceae.